Molecule: messenger RNA, 1895 nt
Organism: Cheilinus undulatus (humphead wrasse)
Lineage: Eukaryota; Metazoa; Chordata; Actinopteri; Labriformes; Labridae
Gene: peli3
Product: pellino E3 ubiquitin protein ligase family member 3
Exons: 7
Coding region: 373-1788 (471 amino acids)
Biological process (GO): protein K63-linked ubiquitination; regulation of Toll signaling pathway
Molecular function (GO): ubiquitin protein ligase activity; protein binding
Source: RefSeq, a predicted model, not a curated record
UCCUCCUCUCUGCUGUCUGCGUCCUCCUCACGGUUAUCAGGCCGCGACACAGCCAGGACUAACUCAUCAGGGCCCAGCCGAGCCGAGCAAGGCCAACACACCCAGAGCCGAGCCGAGCCGAGCCCGGUGAACCCGAGAAAAGCAGACCCGGCGCGAGCCGAACCGGGAUAACGCAGUAAAUGCCGAACCGAACCGAGCUGGACUAACACACCCAGAGCCGAGCCGAGCCGAGCCAGACUAACACACCCAGAGCUGAGCCCAAUCCGAUCCUCCUGGACUAACACACCCAAAGCCGAGCCGAGCCGAUCUGAGCCACGCCAGAGCAUCUUGGAGAGCAUCAGAGGCAGUGUGCCCCAGCUCAGUCCGGUGGUUAUGGUUUUGGAGGGCAGCUCGGAGGCGUUGUGUCCCCCCCCAUCUCUGGAGCUGAGGCCGUCCUGCAAUAAGAGCCAGCCCUCUCCCCCGCUGGGCUCCAGCUCUCAGCCCCACGACGAAGUCUUCCUUGACGACAAGGAGCCUAUCAAGUACGGGGAGCUCAUUGUUUUAGGACACAAUGGCUCCCUGGCUAACGGAGAUAAAGGUCGUAGAAGAAGUCGUCUGGCUCUUUUUAAACGGCCAAAAGCAAAUGGAGUCAGACCUGAUGUCAUCCACAACGUGUCCACCCCCCUGGUGUCCAAGGCUCUCAGCAACAAAAGUCAGCACAGCAUCUCAUACACUCUGUCGAGGAGUCACUCUGUCAUCGUAGAAUAUACACACGACAACAACACGGACAUGUUCCAGAUUGGUCGGUCCACAGAGAGCAUGAUUGACUUCGUGGUCACAGAUACGGCGGGCAGUAGCAGUGGUGGGGGACAAGGUGGUGGUGCUGCUGGUGAAGGAGGGGGCGGAGCUCAGAGCACCAUCUCUCGUUAUGCCUGUCGUAUCAUGUGUGAGCGCAGCGCCCCCUACACCGCCAGGAUCUAUGCUGCUGGCUUUGACUCCUCCAAGAACAUCUUCCUUGGGGAGCGUGCUGCUAAAUGGCGGACGUCAGACGGGCUGAUGGACGGUCUGACCACUAACGGCGUGUUAGUAAUGCAUCCGGCGGGGGAAUUUGUGUGUGAGCCAGCGCCCGGCGUGUGGAGGGAAAUCUCCGUGUGUGGAAAUGUGUUUGCUCUAAGAGAGACUCGCUCCGCCCAGCAAAGAGGAAAACUGGUGGAGAACGAGUCAAACACGCUCCAGGACGGCUCCCUGAUUGACCUCUGUGGGGCGACAUUGUUGUGGCGGACGCCGUCUGGGCUCCGUCACACGCCCACCCUGAAGCAGCUGGAGUCGCUACGGCAGGAGCUGAACGCGGCCCGGCCUCAGUGUCCCGUAGGCUUCAACACGUUGGCCUUCCCAUCGCUGGCUCAGCGGGAGAUUGUGGACAAGAAGCAGCCUUGGGUCUACAUGAACUGCGGCCAUGUGCACGGGUACCACAACUGGGGCUACAGGAAGGAGAAGGGCCCUGCCGGCCCUGGGGGCACCGCCCCUCCCAGCACUGGAGAGAGGGAGUGCCCCAUGUGCCGCCGGGUCGGCCCCUAUGUGCCGCUGUGGCUGGGCUGUGAGGGGGGCCUUUAUCUGGAUGCGGGGCCUCCAACACAUGCUUUCUGCCCCUGUGGCCAUGUUUGCUCAGAGAAGACUGUGGGGGGGUGGAGCCAGAUCCCCUUACCCCAUGGUACGCACGCAUUCCAUGCCGCCUGCCCCUUCUGUGGCACCUGGUUGACGGGCGAGCAGGGCCAUAUCAAACUGAUCUUCCAGGGCCCAGUGGACUGAGAGCGGGGCCCAGGGGCUACAUAAAAGACUGCAAAGCUGCUGACUCAACAAUCGAGAAUUCAAACACCUGUACCAGAAACCUGUAAAUAAAUGUGUUGUCAUGGAAA